AUGCAGUGCUAUACGGAGCUGCUGCCCCCAUCUGGGGUCACUCAUGCAUUGGCGGUUCCUUUUCUGUCUGCUACAGCCAACAAUUUGAUCGUAGUUCGAUCAUCUCUCUUGCAGGUGUUCUCUUUGUUCCCAUCCUCUGCUCAACAGUUGGCAGAGAAUGCCGAGACCCACCCAACAACAUCAUCUCACGCUGCAGGAACAAAGCUCAUUCUGGAGAAAGAAUAUUCUCUUCCAGGAACGGUGACAGACCUGAGCAGGGUGAAAAUACUGAAUCCCAAGAGCGGUGGUGAAGCUAUUCUCAUUGCCGUCCGCAAUGCCAAGCUUAGCUUGAUUGAGUGGGAUCCCGAGCGCCAUGGCAUUUCCACCAUCUCAAUUCAUUACUAUGAGCGGGAUGACCUGACCCGGAGCCCCUGGGUGCCUGAUUUGAGCAGUUGUGGCAGUAUACUCAGCGUGGAUCCCAGCAGUCGGUGCGCGGUCUUCAACUUCGGGAUACGUAACCUCGCAAUCUUGCCUUUUCACCAAGCAGGAGAUGACCUGGUUAUGGAUGAUUAUGACUCGGAGCUUGACGGUGAACGACCAGAUCAAGUCACUGGAGCUGGAACAGAUGCCGAGAGAGCCAAGGAUGGCGCAACAUACGGAACACCCUAUGCUGCCUCCUUUGUGCUGCCAUUGACGGCCUUGGACCCUUCCUUACUGCACCCUGUCAGCCUUGCCUUUCUCUACGAAUAUAGGGAGCCGACAUUUGGAAUUCUGUACUCUCAAGUGGCGACUUCCACCCCUUUGGUUCAUGAACGAAAGGACGUGAUGUUCUACACAGUAUUCACAUUAGACCUCGAGCAAAGAGCGUCAACGACUCUCCUGUCUGUCUCACGGCUACCCAGUGACUUGUUCAAAGUAGUCGCACUCCCACCUCCCGUAGGAGGAGCACUACUUAUCGGUGCGAACGAGAUAGUGCAUGUUGAUCAAGCCGGCAAGACAAACGCCGUGGGAGUGAACGAGUUCUCGCGGCAAGUGUCUUCAUUUUCGAUGAGUGACCAAUCCGACCUGGCAUUCCGCUUAGAAGGCUGUGUCGUGGAGCGACUAGGUGGUGAUAGUGGCGAUCUACUUCUGGCCCUUGCAUCGGGAGACAUGGCGUUGAUUAGGUUCAAGCUGGAUGGUCGAUCUGUGUCGGGAAUGACGAUUCACUCCUUGCCAGCACAAGUUGGCGGAAACCUGUUAAAGUCAGCUGCUUCAUGUUCGACAUGCUUCGGUGACGGCAAUAUCUUUAUCGGCAGUGAAGAGGCAGACUCUGUCCUUCUGGAAUGGUCCCACUCAUCAGCCUCUUCCAAGAGGAAGCACGUUGCCGGUGGAGUAGACGACCUUUCAGAUGAUGAUCCGAUGGACGACGAUGAUGAUGUAUAUGAAGAUGAUCUCUAUUCCACCGCGCCAGAUCCGCGCACGACUUCUGGAAACUCUACAACUGAGUUCUACAACUUCCGCUUGAACGAUCACCUAUCUUCAAUCGGCCCCUUGCGAGACAUCACACUGGGUAAACCGUCCCAAUUCCCCAACAGUGAGAGCCAGUCGGGCAACGAGAGUGUCUCCGCCGAGUUAGAACUGGUUGCAUCACAAGGUUCCGGCAGAGCUGGUGGGCUGGUCGUCAUCAAGCGCGAGAUAGAUCCUCAGGUUGCUGUGACCCUCAAUGUUGAUGAUGCCUAUGGAGUGUGGUCGGCUACCAUCACCCAGGGAAAGAAGGGCGGCCAAUCUAAUACCAGUGAAUCAGCGGAGGAGAGUCCCUCUCGUCAAUAUGUGAUCGUCUCAUGGCCAUCAGAAGCGGACAGAGAAGUUUCGGAAGUCUUGGCAGUCGAGGGCAAAGAAUUAAAGCCCUUCAAAGCCUCUGAGUUCAAUCCCAAUGAAGAUCACACCGUCGAUAUCGGCCCGCUUGCAGACAGUACUCGUCUUGUGCAAGUUCUUCGAAAUGAAGUUCGAAGUUAUGACAUUGACUUGGGACUUGCUCAAAUCUAUCCUAUAUGGGACGAGGACACCGAUGCAGAGAGGCUCGCGGUCAGCGCGAGCUUUGCGGAUCCGUAUCUUGCGAUACUUCGUGAUGACUCUUCUCUUUUGCUUCUUCAAGCGGAUGAUAGUGGGGAUCUUGAUGAAGUGUCACUCCCGGAGGAUCUCUCAAGUCUCGAGUGGCGCUCCGCUUGUCUUUAUCGGGACAAUGGUCAAGUCUUUGGUUCGCCAGACUCAAAAUCGGCUGACACUACCGAUGGCAAUGUCAUCUUAUUCCUACUGAGUACCGACUACAAACUUUCGAUAUACAACCUUGCAGACAUGAAACUGCUGUCGAUUAUUGAUGGCGUCGACUGCUUGCAGCCUGUGUUGUCAACUGAACCUCCUCGGCGAUCCAACACCCGUGAACCCCUGAAAGAAGCCCUCGUUGCCGACCUUGGCGAUCGUUGGACCACAUUGCCAUACCUGAUCGUCCGGACAGAAAAUGACGAGCUCAUUAUUUACAAGCCAAUUGUUACCUCGACUGAGGCCGAGGGCGAAUCCCCCAAGGGCAUACGGUUCUACAGAGAUUCUAACUACAGUCUGUCCAAUGCAGUCUCCAGUGCAAACCCGGCUCUAGAUAUGCAGCAACGAGCGAGACCGCUGCGUGUCCUACCAAAUGUCUCUGGAUUCAGCACAGUCUUUAUGCCCGGAAGUUCCGCGGGAUUUAUUCUGCGAACAGCAGCUAGCUCUCCCCAUCUAGUGCGGCUUCGAGGCGAGUUCAUCCAAUGGCUAAGCGGAUUCAAUUCGGCGGCCUCUGGCUGUGAAAACGGAUUCAUCUACGUUGAUUCCGAAAGCAACAUCCGAGCCUGUCAAUUUCCUCCGAGUACUCUAUUCGACCACCCGUGGACAUUACGCAAGAUCCCAUUGGAUGAACAAGUCGACUACCUGACAUAUUCCACAUCAUCUGAAACCUAUGUUGUUGGUACCAGUCACAAUGUCGAAUUCAGGCUACCGGACAACGAUGAGUUGCACCCGGAAUGGCGCAACGAAGGGAUUACCUUUUGCCCCGAGGUUCCGCAGAGCACGAUCAAGGUGAUCAGCCCGAAGACCUGGACCGUCAUCGACGAGUAUCCCCUGGAAGCCGCAGAGCAUGUGACGGCCGUGCAGAAUGUGAACAUGGAAGUUUCGGAGAACACACACGAACGCAAGGAUCUGAUCGUUGUUGGCACAGCCAUCACAAAGGGCGAAGAUAUUCCCGCUCGCGGGUGCAUCUACGUCUUCGACGUGAUCGACGUGGUGCCAGACCCAGAGAAGCCCGAGACAGGACGUAAGCUCAAGCUCGUCGGCAAGGAGACGGUAAAGGGCGCCGUGACAGCCCUAUCCGGGAUCGGCGGACAAGGCUUUGUGAUUGUCGCGCAGGGACAAAAGUGCAUGGUUCGUGGUCUAAAGGAAGAUGGCAGUCUUCUUCCCGUGGCAUUCAUGGACAUGUCAUGCUAUGUGUCUGUCGCGAAGGAGCUCAAAGGAACUGGCAUGUGUCUCUUGGGUGAUGCUGUCAAGGGGAUUUGGUUUGCAGGCUAUUCGGAAGAACCCUAUAAAAUGACACUCUUCGGGAAAGACCCCGAGUACUUGGAGGUAGUCACAGCCGAAUUCCUCCCCGACGGAACCAAGUUGUACAUUCUCGUUGCCGACAGCGAUUGCAACCUCCAUGUGCUGCAGUACGACCCAGAAGACCCCAAAUCCUCCAAUGGCGAUCGCCUGUUACACCGCAGCAAAUUCUACACAGGCAACUUCGCCUCUCAAAUGACCCUCCUCCCACGCACGGCCGUUCCCUCAGAACUCCUAGAAGCAUCAGAUGACACGAUGGACGUCGACAGCGUCCUCGCCACGCAACAAGUCCUCAUCGCCUCGCAGAACGGAUCUCUAGCGCUAGUGACCAGCGUCUCGGAAGAGACUUACCGACGCCUAUCAGCCCUGCAGUCCCAACUAACCAAUACGAUCGAACACCCCUGUGGCCUCAACCCGCGAGCCUUCCGGGCUGUGGAGAGCGAUGGAACCGGUGGGCGGGGCAUGGUGGAUGGGAAUUUGCUGCGACAGUGGCUGAAUCUGGGGAAGCAGCGCCAGGCGGAGAUCACGGGGCGGAUCGGGGCAACAGAGUGGGAGAUCUGGGCCGAUCUGGAGACUAUCGGUGGAGACGGGUUGGGGUAUUUGUGA
Messenger RNA from Penicillium daleae, 4185 nucleotides. Its product is annotated as cleavage/polyadenylation factor CFT1. Gene Ontology annotation, cellular component: mRNA cleavage and polyadenylation specificity factor complex; nucleus. Gene Ontology annotation, molecular function: nucleic acid binding; protein binding. The record is from RefSeq and is a predicted model, not a curated record. NCBI's taxonomy places the organism in Eukaryota, Fungi, Ascomycota, Eurotiomycetes, Eurotiales, Aspergillaceae. Bases 1 to 4185 code for a protein of 1394 amino acids. The transcript is spliced from 6 exons.